Molecule: messenger RNA, 1666 nt
Organism: Mya arenaria
Lineage: Eukaryota; Metazoa; Mollusca; Bivalvia; Myida; Myidae
Product: neuroglian-like
Exons: 7
Coding region: 20-1666 (548 amino acids)
Source: RefSeq, a predicted model, not a curated record
GUUUAUUUACAAAAUAAAAAUGUAUGUAACACCAGUUACGAUUUUGUGUGUCUUGGCAUAUUUCAGGAUUACUGACUGUGUAGACAUCACCAUUUCUGUCAAACCGCAAGUAAUCUUUGAAAACAACUCGGUUUUGAUUCAAUGUGGCGCAGGAUAUGAUGCAAACAGUCUUGUGUUGGUAAGGGGGCCUCCACAUAAUAAAAGAAUACUAUAUUCCUAUUUUACUGGCAGCGGUUGUACUUUGAACUAUGAAAAAUUGUUAGAUCAGUGCACUUGUGAUAAUCAAAACAAAAACAUUGAGUGCAUCAUUGCAACGAUAUCGAGAAGAGAAACCGGAUUGUGGCAGUGUACAGACUUGUUUGGACGCAUGAAUAGUACUCUUGUUGAAUUGAUAGUGAAAGUACCCAUACAAGGAGCGAUCAUACCAUCGGAUGUACAAAAUGUUGUGACAAUAGACGAUACCAAACAGGUAACGCUGAAAUGUAAAGCACCCAAUGGGUUUCCGUCUGCAAAUAUCAGUUGGUUUGUGGACAACAAAAUGCCCAGUCAGUCAAAUGAUGAUACCGAUAUUACAAAGUUUUCGGCGGUCACGAUUCGGUCUAACGAUGAUGGAACAACAACUGCUGAAAGCAGGGUUUCCUUUAACGCAAGUGCAGAACAUAAUGGAAUGCUACUGUACUGCACAGCAAAUAACACUGCUGAGGCUAAAUUCUUCAGCAGACGGAUUCAUCUUAAUAUCAUAUACAACCCGGAUAAACGUGUUUUCGUAAACAAUCAAACAAAUAAUACAGACUACUACUUGAUACGAAAUUCCAACACAAGGCAAUCUCUACGAUGCGAAGUAAACGGUGGAAAUCCUCUUGCAACUCUGAAAUGGUCUUGCUACGAUGGUAUUCAAAGCGACGAGAAUUCACAGUCCAGUGCUAUAAGUACCGUCAAUUGGAUCGCUGCUAAUCUAAGCGACUCAGCAUGCAUCUGCUCUGCAUCGCAUAUUCUUGGAUGGACGGAUCGGCGAUUCGUGAAUAUGCACGUGUAUUAUGAACCCAAUCCUCCAACGUGUACACUUGGUAGUGCAAAUGUGAGCAAAGGCGUUUUAAACGUGACUUUAAACUCAAACGUUAGUAUUACUUGUAAAAGUGAAGGAAACCCGACUCCUGAAAAGUUUACUUGGACGUGGCCUACAAGUCAUCCAUCUGAAGGAAACACCCUGUCAUUGAAUAAAAUUCAAAUAUCACAUGAUGGGUUAUACAUGUUUAGUGUUGAGAAUAUCAUGAAGCCUAGCAUUGGACAGGUCGUCAACGGACGUUCAAAUACUACGUUUGACGUGAACAUUCAAUACCCACCAACUAUUACGAAUGCCGAAAGUAAUCUAGUGGCUAUCGAAGGUACAAACUUUAGUAUAAAUUGCAAAGUGUCUCUAGGAAACCCAAAGGAAACGUUUGUUGCAUGGAAAAGGGAGUCAAAUGUAACAGCCGAAAAUGUUGGACAGCUGAUCAUCUUUCUGAACAUAUCUCGAACUGACGAAGGCAACUUUACAUGUGUUGCAAGAAAUAGAAUGACAUCGACUGGCAGUGCAGAAAAAGAUGGCGUCGACAACAACACUUUUAUGUCGAUGUUCAGUAUAAAGCAAAAAUACAGCGAUUUGUUGCCUUACCUGCUACGAUGA